This is a messenger RNA of Penicillium daleae, 366 nucleotides long. RefSeq lists its product as uncharacterized. The transcript has a single exon. Bases 1 to 366 code for a protein of 121 amino acids. The record is from RefSeq and is a predicted model, not a curated record. Lineage: Eukaryota; Fungi; Ascomycota; Eurotiomycetes; Eurotiales; Aspergillaceae.
AUGGAAAUGCCGUAUCUUAGUCCCGUUUUCGGCUUGAUAUCUGUUCAGCCGGGCGUUAAGUAUGGGGAAGUACCUAUUGCCAACCUCCCUCCGCUCCCUGUCAAACCUGGCGAUGACGCUGGUGGCGUCGAGCGAGGCUUGCAAGAGGAUGUGACAGAGGCUACGGAUCCUACCUUGUUCGAACCUGCAUUCAACGGCUCGUUCUUAGGGGUUGAUAUCUUUAACUCUCCCUUUCUGGGCAGCAAUGUACCUUAUUCUCAGCAGAUACCCUCUUCUAUGAUGGAGCCCAACGAGUUUUCAUUCCAAGAUACACUCGCGAUAGAUAUCGAUGAGGACUGGAGCAAGAUGCUACAACAGCUUGAUUGA